Ectocarpus siliculosus is the source of this 579-nucleotide messenger RNA. NCBI's taxonomy places the organism in Eukaryota, Phaeophyceae, Ectocarpales, Ectocarpaceae. The record is from the annotation of a GenBank genome assembly.
AUGCUGCCGCCGCCAACACCGGCCGGAGGCGACGACGACGAAGCGGGGGAGGAAGAAGGAACCGUGGUGUUCCCGCCGGCAGGAGGCGUUCUUACUCCAUCGUCGGCGUCUGCGUCUACCGCCGUUGGACGUCGCGGCGGCGGCGGCGGCGGCGGCGCGGAGUUGUCCCCGUUCUUCGGCGGCCGCAAGAAGAGGAGCGGUAGGCGGGAGAGCACCGGCGGCCGUCUGGAGAGCGGCGGCGGCGGCGCUCUUGGUAGCGGGGGUUGGGUCGACAAGGUGGUGGCCGAUCUGCUGCAGCAGCGAGACGCGGAGAAGGCGGAGGAGGAGGAGAAGCAAGAGGACCGCGGUAGCAAUAAUAACCUUGCCGCACUGCCGGAGGAGGAACCUGCUGUUGACGACGACGGUACCGCCGGUGGUGUGAAGGAGGAGGAGGAGGAGGAUGGCGAUGAGGGAGGGCCGAUGAUGGUGAAGCUGACGCCGUGGACGGGGGUCGUGAUGGGCGCCGUGGCGAUUGGCACAGGCGUCGCCAUCGCCGUGGUUGUCCGCAGUGCCGUCUCUCUCGUGUUCUUCUACUACUGA